AUGGGUGGCAAGAAGAAGAGAUCGCGGAGUCGAGAUCGUUCUGAGGAAAGAAGUAAUUCGAAGAGAUUGCGUAAACUGGAGGAUAUGAUGAGUGGAAUGCUGUCUAGCAUUGCAGCUAUCCAACAAGCUAUUACGACAAAAGAUUUGCCUGAAUCAUCCGAAGUCGAUGACCAUGAGUCUGUUGGAGAUCAAAAUGAUGAAGGUGAGGAUGGAAAAGAUGUCGUGAACGAACCAGAGGUAUUUGGAGUCUUGAAAGACGUGACCAAUAAGCAACCGCCCGUUAAUUCUGAAAAAACUGUACCAGUUGUCACAAUUGAUGGGUCUGAGACUCAGAUUAAAGAUGUUGAAGCUGAGGCUCCCUGGGUUUUAGAUGAAGAUGCUCUUCGUAUUUUUGGAGAGGAACCAAUCGGUGAAUUAUCCUUCGAGGCUCCAUUGUUGAAUGAAGAGGUUAUGGGAAAUUUGAAAGAUUCCGCCCAGAAGCGGGACAAGUAUUUUUGUUGGACACAGCAGUUGGCUGGGUCAGCUUUAUCUGCUCUGGCACCAGUAGUGGAAUCACUCACUCCGUCAAAAGACCCUGAACACAUAGGCAUGCUGGAUAAGCUCGUUGAGCCAGAAGUCGGUGUCUCAAUCGAGCUUGAAACCUUCAACGUACAGAAAACCACCGACUUCGAAGAACCAGACAAGACAGCCGGCGUACCAGAAGCCGGGCCAGUCUCGCCAUUCGAAUCCGCGGUUGAAGAACCGAUAGGGAAUGACGUAAGUAUAAUAGGGGGACGUUUAAGUCAAUUUUUGGAGGCAUGGAAGAAAAUAACGGAUGAUAAAUCCGUAAUUCAAUAUAUUAAAGGUUAUAAAAUACCCUUUAGUUCGUCUCCGGUUCAAACUCGUGCUCCACCUACAAGAGACUGGACACCUCUCGAGUCUGCGCUGAUUCAGGUAGAGAUUGAUAGACUGCUGGCGAUUGGUGCCAUUAUUCCAGCAAAAGCAGUCAAUGAUCAAUUUCUGUCACCGUUUUUCCUAGUCCCUAAGUCGGAUGGAAAACAAAGGUUUAUUUUAAACUUGAAAGGUCUUAACUCCUUCAUAGAAACGGAGCAUUUCAAGCUGGAAGACCUUCGAUCGGCGUGUAACCUACUAGAACCUGAUUGUUUUAUGGGUACCGUUGAUCUCAAAGACGCGAAUUUUUUGAUACAUAUUUUUGAAAAAGACCGAAAAUACCUAAGAUUCAUUUUUAAUGGCCAAUUAUACGAAUUUGUAUGUCUUCCUUUCGGGUUAUGUACUAAUCCUUUUGUGUUCACUAAGCUUUUAAAGCCUGUUCUAAAUGAUCUGCGGUCGCGUGGUUAUUUAUCGGUGUUGUAUUUAGACGACUUCUUAUGUCUUGGUAGAUCAAUGGAGGAAUGCAGAGACAAUAUCGAACAAACAGUUGACUUACUCAAUCGUUUGGGGUUCAUUAUCAACCAUGAGAAAUCAUGUUUGGUUCCUAAAACUAGAUGUAAAUACCUGGGGUUUUUACUAGAUUCAGUCACUAUGAAAGUUGAGUUGCCUGAAAAUAAAAAGUUAUUACUAUUGUCUCAGAUGAAGAUCUUUAAGAAAAGGAAAAAAUUCAAGAUCCGAGACUUUGCUCAGCUAGUUGGCUCAUUGGUAGCAUGUUGUCCGGCAGUCGAAUACGGGUUAUUGCAUUGUAGAUUAUUCGAGAGGGCUAAGGUUCGGGCCUUAAAUAGUAAUGAAGGAUCAUUCGAUGCCAUCAUGUCAAUGCCAGGAUUUGUACAGAGAGAUUGGGACUGGUGGAUGAGGGCCAUACCGCUAGCUAAUCGGACUAUUAGAGAGUAUAAAUUCAUAAAGACAAUUUUUUCGGACGCUUCAUUGUCAGGUUGGGGAGCAUUUUGUGAGGGUGAGAGUGCUAACGGUCUCUGGGACGAGACAGAGAGAAGUCUUCAUAUCAACCACCUAGAGUUAAAAGCAGCGCUUUUAGCACUGAAAUGUUUCGCAACAGACUUACGGGAUGUUGAAAUUUUGCUCAAAGUAGACAACACAACUACCAUGGCCUACAUUAAUAGAAUGGGUGGUGUACGGUUUGCUGGUUUGCAUGAUCUAGCCUGUGAACUUUGGAGUUGGUGUGAGGAACGAAGGCUGUGGGUACACGCCACCUACAUACCCUCAAAGGAUAACUGCGAGGCAGAUUAUUCGUCUCGUAUUGAUAAUACGGACACUGAGUGGGAGUUAGCUGAUGUUGCAUUUGAUGAGAUCACGAGGUGUUUUGGGACAAUGGAGAUUGAUCUUUUCGCAUCGCGCAUAAACUCUAAAUGUCAGCUAUAUUGUUCAUGGCGAAGAGACCCCGAGGCUUUUGCAUUCGAUGCUUUGACAAUUAGUUGGACCCAGUGGUUUUUCUAUGCCUUCCCCCCUUUUUCCCUGGUUGCCCGGGUUGAAGCAUCACCCGUUGUCAUCGAAGCUUACGCUGGUUGUCGCCAAGUUAUCACCCAGGCGCUUUUAAGAAGAGGAACUCCAAAGGAAGCAAUUGAUAUUACAAUUGCUUCUCUGGAGGAUUCAACAUUAAAGCAGUAUAACGGGACCUUAAACUUAUGGUGGCAAUGGAAUCAACAGGCUUCGGAGGAUCCCUUCGAAGUUUCAGCCAGCAAAACCCUCAAAUUUCUAUCGGAAAGAUUUGAGCAAGGAAUUGGACACAGUGCGCUAAAUGCAGCAAGAGCUGCCCUUUCAUUGAUAUCGGGUACAGAUAUUGCUAACAACGCCUUAGUCACUAGAUUUAUCAAAGGAACGUAUAAAAUGCGUCCUAGCUUACCAAAAUACCACUCUACCUGGGACGUGGAUCCUGUCUUGGAAAAAUUAGCCUCACUCUUCCUAUUGGAUUCUUUAUCUUUAAAAGAUCUUUCAUACAAAUUGAUAGUGCUCCUGGCUUUAGGUACUGCGCAUAGAGCGCAGACACUUGCCUUAAUUAAAGUGGCUAAUAUUGAGAUUUUGAAGUCAAGAAUCGAGAUUCGAAUACCGGAUAGAAUUAAAACAAGUCGACCAGGGGUACCUCAGCCCUUGUUGAAAGUUCCUUUCUUCACAGAAAAACCAGAACUUUGUAUCGCCAAGACUCUAAUUAAAUACCUGGAAGUGACUAAGAAGCUAAGAAAAAAUACGGACACUUUAUUCAUUUCAUUUAAUAAACCUCAUGCUCCAGUCAAAAGUGAGACCAUAAGUCGCUGGAUAAGGGCAGCGCUUAUAUCAUUUGGAGUGAAUAAGAAAUUUACCGCGCAUUCCACAAGACAUGCGUCAACUUCCAGGGCAUAUGAAAGAGGCGUUAGUGUACAGGAGAUCAAGAAGAUUGCCGGUUGGUCCCCAAAGUCUCAAACAUUUGCGACUUUCUACAAGCAACUUAUAGAAGUUGGAUCUGAUAAUUUCGUUCUAUCAAUUUUAUCAAACAAAUAG
Molecule: messenger RNA, 3423 nt
Organism: Microplitis mediator
Lineage: Eukaryota; Metazoa; Arthropoda; Insecta; Hymenoptera; Braconidae
Exons: 5
Coding region: 1-3423 (1140 amino acids)
Biological process (GO): DNA recombination; DNA integration
Molecular function (GO): DNA binding
Source: RefSeq, a predicted model, not a curated record